AAAAGAAAGAAAGUGGGAGAGCAAUGCAUAAACACAUCUCCUCUGUCCUCUCCAUUUCUUGACUUUUUUUUGGGUGGACUUUUUUUCGAUUGAAAAUACAAUUGCUGUUUCAAAUAAUUCAUUGUUUGAAUUAAACUCAUCAAAUCGAAUGCAGAAUUUCUGGAUAAUUUCACAAAACUUUGUAUGAAUCGACGACGACGACGACGACGACAUUAACCAGUCUGGUUGUUAGAUUGUGAUCAAUUCCCAAUUGAUCAUCAAUUUCAUCAAUCAUCAAUGGCAGGCGCAGCAUCAGCGUUGUACCUGUUAGAUAUCAAGGGACGAGUUCUUAUAUGGCGCGACUUUCGAGGUGAUGUUUCCGCUGUAGAAGCCGAACGCUUCUUCACCAAUCUCCUGCAGAAACAGGAUGAUGUGAUUUCUCAAGGGCCAGUUAUAUACGAGAAAGGAGUGACAUACAUGUUUGUGCAGCACAAAAAUCUUUACUUGAUGGCAGCCUCUCGCCAGAACUGCAAUGCUGCUAGUCUUCUUCUUUUCCUUCAUCGAGUUGUUCAGGUGUUUAAUCAUUAUUUCGAAGAAUUCGAAGAGGAAUCACUGAGGGAUAACUUUGUUGUUGUGUAUGAACUUCUUGAUGAAAUGAUGGACUUCGGUUACCCCCAAUACACUGAAGCAAUGAUUCUCAGUGAGUUCAUCAAAACGAAUGCUUAUAAGAUGGAAGCUGUACAUCGGCCACCCAUGGCUGUAACAAAUGCAGUUUCUUGGCGUAGUGAAGGGAUUAAAUACAAGAGAAAUGAGGUCUUUUUGGAUGUGAUAGAAAGUGUAAACAUACUAGUUAACAGCAAUGGCCAGUUAAUUCGUUCAGAAGUUAUUGGGGCAUUGAAGAUGAGAGCAUACUUGAGUGGUAUGCCUGAAUGCAAACUUGGCCUAAAUGAUAGAAUUCUAUUGGAGGCUCAAGGUCAAACAACCAAGGGAAAGGCCAUUGAUAUGGAGGACAUUAAAUUUCAUCAGUGUGUGCGUUUGGCACGAUUUGAGAGUGACAGAACAAUAUCCUUCAUACCUCCUGAUGGGUCCUUCGACCUGAUGACAUACCGAUUAAGUACUCAGGUGAAACCACUCAUUUGGAUUGAAGCUCAGGUCGAAAGAUACUCAAAAAGUCGUGUAGAGAUCAUGAUCAAAGCUAGGAGUCAGUUUAAGGACCGAAGCUACGCAAACAAUGUUGAGAUCGAUCUGCCUAUUCCACCUGAUGCCACAAAUCCUAAAAUCAGAACAUCAAUGGGAACUGCAGCAUAUAAACCUGAAAAUGAUGCAAUUCAAUGGAAAAUCAGAUCUUUUCCUGGAAAUAAGGAGUAUCUCUUGAGGGCGGAAUACACACUUCCUAGUAUAAGUUCUGAUGACGGUGUUCCUGAAAGAAAAGCACCUGUACGUGUCAAGUUUGAGAUACCGUAUUUUACCAUCUCAGGAAUCCAGGUGAGGUAUCUAAAGGUUAUCGAAAAAAGUGGAUAUCAGUCUCUGCCAUGGGUGAGAUAUAUAACAGCAGCAGGCGAUUAUGAGAUACGGCUCACCUGAAAGCUACUGUCAACAUGUGAAUAGAAACAGCAGGAGUAAGUUUUGUAAUCCUUCCUCAGAUUUAAGAAGUAAAUGAAGCUUGAUAGUUUGUUUUCAACUCUCACAAUCUGGUUCCUGGUUUCUGCUGUUUCAAGGAUGGUCAAUUAUUUCAAGAUCUUGUAUCAAAUCGGUACACGAACAAUUUUAGCAGAUGUUUGCUGCCACAAUUGUUCAGUAAGGGAGAUUAGCUAGCUCUGAAGUAAGACGUAUUAGUAGAGCUUAUAUGCAGUGGAGAAGUUUUGAUCGGUGAAAUAUUAAUGUUUUCAAGACAAUUUUGUUGUCUUAAUUGACUCACUAGUUUGUUGUUGUGAAUGAACAUAUAUAUAUUUUGUAAAUCCAAGCAUGAAUAUCAUUUUUGCACUAAA
Messenger RNA from Spinacia oleracea (spinach), 1967 nucleotides. Its product is annotated as AP-1 complex subunit mu-2. Bases 277 to 1563 code for a protein of 428 amino acids. Gene Ontology annotation, biological process: vesicle-mediated transport; intracellular protein transport. Lineage: Eukaryota; Viridiplantae; Streptophyta; Magnoliopsida; Caryophyllales; Amaranthaceae. Gene Ontology annotation, cellular component: clathrin adaptor complex. The record is from RefSeq and is a predicted model, not a curated record. The transcript has 11 exons.